Molecule: messenger RNA, 1662 nt
Organism: Cordyceps militaris CM01
Lineage: Eukaryota; Fungi; Ascomycota; Sordariomycetes; Hypocreales; Cordycipitaceae
Product: small nucleolar ribonucleoprotein complex subunit
Exons: 2
Coding region: 1-1662 (553 amino acids)
Biological process (GO): maturation of SSU-rRNA from tricistronic rRNA transcript (SSU-rRNA, 5.8S rRNA, LSU-rRNA)
Cellular component (GO): nucleolus; 90S preribosome; small-subunit processome
Molecular function (GO): protein binding
Source: RefSeq, a predicted model, not a curated record
AUGCCAACAGACGUGGUGGCCGAGGCCAGUGCCGCCGUGCGCGACAAUGGCGCCGUCACGGUUACCACGCAAUCCAGCUCCGACCUCUUCCCCCGGCACGACAAGGAGAGAAGGAAGCGUUUUCGCGAGGCCAAGAAGGCCUAUGGUCGCGGCAAGCAGAUUGACAUUAAGAACGUCCGCGACAAGAAGCUGCGACGAAACCUGAAGGAGCUCGAGAGCAAAUUCCAAGCCGCUGCUGUCAAGGCCAAGGAUGCCGAGAUUUUGCUCGAAAACACAUCUGGCUUCCUUGAGCCCGAAGGCGAAAUGGAAAGGACGUACAAGGUUCGCCAAGAAGACAUUCUCCCCGAGGUAGCGAUGGAAACGGCGACGAAGCGAUUCGAACUCAAGUUGGAUAGCCUUGGCCCCUACGUGUUUGACUACUCGAGGAAUGGAAGAGAAUUGCUCCUCGGUGGACGCAAGGGUCAUGUCGCGACCAUGGACUGGCGAGAGGGUAAGCUUGGCUGCGAAAUUCAGCUUCGAGAGACCGUUCGCGAUGUCAAGUGGCUGCACAACAACCAAUAUUUUGCGGCCGCGCAGAAGAAAUAUGUAUACAUUUACGACCGCAACGGAGUCGAACUGCACUGCUUGCGCAAACACGUUGAACCUACGCAUAUGGAAUUUUUGCCUUACCACUUCCUCUUGGCCACCAUUGGAAAUGGCGGCGUUAUCCGAUACCAAGAUACGUCAACCGGCCAACUCGUCGGAGAAAUGGCAACGAAGCUUGGACAGCCCGUAUCGCUGGGCCAGAACCGUUACAAUGCGAUCAUGCAUGUCGGACACCAGAACGGUGCAGUCACAUUGUGGUCGCCCAACUCGCAAGAGCCACUGGUCAAGCUACUCGCCCACCGAGGCCCGGUGCGUUCACUGGCUAUGGACAGAGUCGGCCGAUACAUGGUGUCAACAGGGCAGGAUCAAAAAAUGGCCGUGUGGGACAUACGAAUGUUCAAGGAGGUCAACAGCUACUUCACCAGACAACCGGCGUCAUCGGUGUCUAUAUCCGAUACCGGUCUCACCGCCGUGGGGUGGGGUACCAGGACGACGAUAUGGAAGGGCCUAUUUGACAGCAACGCCGCUGUGCAAGAAAAAGUACAAAGUCCGUACAUGGCUUGGGGUGGCGAAGGCAGACGCGUUGAGCGCGUGCAGUGGUGCCCGUACGAAGAUGUCCUCGGCCUCGGCCACGACCAGGGCUUCUCCUCCAUCAUCGUCCCCGGCGCCGGCGAGGCCAACUUUGACGCCUUCGAGACCAACCCGUUCGAGACCGCGAAGCAGCGACAAGAGUCCGAAGUCAAGGGCCUGCUCAACAAGCUGGCGCCCGAGAUGAUUGCGCUGGAUCCCCACUUUGUCGGCCAGCUCGACCUGCGCUCAGAUGCCCAGCGCAAGGCCGAGAGGGACCUCGACGCCCCCGCGGUAGACAUUGCCGAGGAGAUUCGCAACCGGGCCCGAGGCAAAAACGGCGCGCUCAAAAAGUACCUGAGAAAGCAGAGGAAGAAGAACAUCAUCGACGAGAAGAGGAUGAAGGUCGACGAGAUAUGGAACGAGCAGCAAAAGCAAAAAGACAAGAAGCGACAGGAAGUCGAACAGGAUCUCGGCCCGGCGCUGGCUCGCUUUGCCCGCAAAGAAUAG